Mus caroli (Ryukyu mouse) is the source of this 1002-nucleotide messenger RNA. Its product is annotated as cathepsin M-like. The record is from RefSeq and is a predicted model, not a curated record. Gene Ontology annotation, molecular function: cysteine-type peptidase activity. Lineage: Eukaryota; Metazoa; Chordata; Mammalia; Rodentia; Muridae. Gene Ontology annotation, biological process: proteolysis.
AUGACUCCAGCUGUCUUCCUGGCCAUCUUGUGGUUGGUAAUGGCCUCAUCAUCACCAUCACCUGAUCCCAUUUUGGAUGCUGAAUGGCAGAAGUGGAAAAUAAAACAUGGAAAAACAUACAGUCUGGAGGAAGAAGGACAGAAGAGAGCAGUAUGGGAAGAAAAUAUGAAAAAGAUCAAACUGCACAAUGGGGAGAAUGGCCUGGGGAAGCAUGGUUUCACCAUGGAAAUGAAUGCCUUUGGUGACAUGACACUUGAAGAAUUCAGGAAAGUGAUGAUUGAAAUCCCAGUCCCAACUGUCAAGAAAGGGAAAAGUGUCCAGAAACGUCUGUCUGUUAAUCUGCCCAAGUUUAUAAACUGGAAAAAGAGAGGCUAUGUUACUCCUGUGCGGACACAGGGCAGAUGUAAUUCUUGUUGGGCUAUUUCUGUGACUGGUGCCAUAGAAGGACAGUUGUUCCAGAAAACAGGCCAACUGAUCCCUCUGAGUGUACAGAACCUAGUGGACUGCUCUAGACCUCAAGGCAACAGGGGCUGUUAUGUAGGUAAUACAUACCGUGCAUUGAAGUAUGUGGUGGAAAAUGGAGGUCUAGAGUCUGAGGCAACCUAUCCUUAUGAAGAAAAGGAAGGAUCAUGCAGGUAUAAUCCACAAAAUUCUACUGCUAGUAUCACAGGCUUUGACUUUGUCCCAGAGAAUGAGGAUGCUCUAAUGAAUGCUGUAGCAACUAUAGGACCCAUUUCAGUUGCAAUUGAUGCAAGGCAUGAAUCUUUCAUGUUCUAUAAAAGAGUUAUAUAUCAUGAGCCAAACUGCAGUAGCUCUGUUGUCACACAUGCUAUGUUACUGGUUGGCUAUGGCUUUGUUGGAAAUGAAUCAGAAGGCAGGAAAUACUGGAUUGUCAAGAACAGCAUGGGUACAAAAUGGGGCAGCAAAGGCUAUAUGAAGAUUGCCAGAGAUCAGAGAAACCACUGUGGAAUUGUUACAUACGCCCUUUACCCCAGAGUGUGA